AUGCUGGCAUCGGAGAACUCGCGCGCGAGGGCGGAUAUGGAUCAUAGUUUUGCCGACGACCGAAUGGAACGAGCAUCAGUCAUGGUGCUUUUUACUUUAACUCCGGCCAUGGUGGCGGCCGUUAAAGAAUACAGAGCUCUGUCUCCUGCUCCCCCAGACCUCUCGACUACAGAAGCUCCUCUAGAUGAUCCUCAGGCCGGAAAGCCCAUAUCGCAUGGACAAAUUAUUGAUAUCCAUCGCAAAUUAAAGGAGGAGGGAUUCACGCGGAAAAUUUCCGACAACGGGAAGCCUCAAGCAGCUUAUCAUCUAGAUGAUCUACUACGUGGAUCUGCUAUUUAUGUGCCACCGCCCAAGCCUAAGCAAGAGCCCUCUUCAGAGUAUAAAGAGUUGAUGGCCCGCCUUCGACGCGAAGAGGAAGCGCGAGCGUACGAGCGGAUGGUUAACCCUCCUCUACCUAUCGAGACCUUUUCCCAGCGUUUCCCUACUUCUCAAGGUGGCACUCUUUUCCCUCCUGCUGUGACCGCUACCGAAUCGGAAGAAGACGAGAUAACGUACGAGGAAGUUCAUCGACAAGUGAUGCUUAUCAUAAAUAUCCUUGUUUCUAUUGUGGCCUGCGGCAUUGCAAUUUGGCUGAUCUCCAGUCAUUGGAGCACGCCACAGAGACUAGGUCUUAGCAUGGGAGGUAGCGGGAUUGUCGGGGUCGCAGAAGUGGUUGUAUAUGCUGGGUAUCUAAGGAAGCUAAAGGAAGCCAAGAAGAAAGAGGCGAAAAAUAAGGAGAAGAAGGAAGUGAUGGAUUCUUGGGUCAUCAGUGCCGAAAAGAAACGGACCAAAUCAAAAGGUGCUCGCCGGGCAGAUGCUCCGCCAUCAUUAAUGCAACUUGCAGAUGGAGACAAGGUUCGAAGAAGAAAGAUCUGGGCCAAAUAG
This is a messenger RNA of Xylona heveae TC161, 924 nucleotides long. RefSeq lists its product as hypothetical. Gene Ontology annotation, cellular component: endomembrane system. The transcript is spliced from 3 exons. Gene Ontology annotation, biological process: vacuolar proton-transporting V-type ATPase complex assembly. Bases 1 to 924 code for a protein of 307 amino acids. NCBI's taxonomy places the organism in Eukaryota, Fungi, Ascomycota, Xylonomycetes, Xylonales, Xylonaceae. The record is from RefSeq and is a predicted model, not a curated record.